This is a messenger RNA of Staurois parvus, 488 nucleotides long. The record is from the annotation of a GenBank genome assembly. Lineage: Eukaryota; Metazoa; Chordata; Amphibia; Anura; Ranidae.
GGCUGUGGAUGUGGUAUACUUGGACAGAGGGGGGUGGCGGUGGAUGUGGUAUACUUGGACAGAGGGGUGGUGGUGGACGUGGUAUACUUGGACAGAGGGGGGUGGGAUGGACGUAUACUUGGACAGAGGGGUGGCUGUGGAUGUGGUAUACUUGGACAGAGAAGGGUGGCGAUGGAUGUGGUAUACUUGGACAGAGGGGUGGCUGAUGGGAGUGGUAUACUUGGACAGAGGGGGGGCGAUGGGAGUGGUAUACUUGGACAGAGGGGUGGCGAUGGGGGUAUAUACUUGGACAGAGCAGGUGGCGAUGGGCGUGGUAUACUUGGACACAGGUGGGGGUGGCUGUGGAUGGGAUAUACUUGGACAGAGGGGUGGGUGGAUGUGGUAUACUUGGACAGCAGGGGUGGGGAUACGUGGUAUACUUGGAUUUUGCAUUGUCUGUGAGAAGCUUUUAACCUAUGGAAUGUGGUGUGUGUAGGCAAAUUAUACCU